GGAUAUCAGGUAGGGAAAAAAAUCACUGAUGAUUCAGAUCAUGCCUGGAACAUGGUGUAUCUGGAAGAUCGAUGGCACCUACUGGACAGCACAUGGGGAGCUGGUACAAUUAACAUGAAAAUAAACAAGUUCAAUUUUAGGCAUGAUGAGUUUUAUUUCCUCACCCAUCCUGCCCUCUUUAUAGAGGAUCAUUUCCCUGAACUGGGAGACUGUCAAUUACUUCACACAAAAGUACCUUUGGAGAUCUUUGAAAGGUCUCCACAUGUUCAUAGUGACUUUUACGGACUGGGAAUGGUAUCCUACCAACCUCGCACAGGA
Staurois parvus is the source of this 318-nucleotide messenger RNA. Lineage: Eukaryota; Metazoa; Chordata; Amphibia; Anura; Ranidae. The record is from the annotation of a GenBank genome assembly.